Messenger RNA from Tribolium madens (black flour beetle), 2547 nucleotides. Its product is annotated as lachesin-like. The transcript has 10 exons. Lineage: Eukaryota; Metazoa; Arthropoda; Insecta; Coleoptera; Tenebrionidae. Gene Ontology annotation, cellular component: neuron projection. Bases 1 to 1638 code for a protein of 545 amino acids. The record is from RefSeq and is a predicted model, not a curated record.
AUGAAUAGAUGCUUAAUUUUACUCAAUACUUGCAUUCUUUUGACGUCUGUUUUUACUCAAACUGUCAAUGAAACUGAUUCUACCGUCUCGUUCAAACGUUCCCUCAAGAUCGGAGAGAAUGAAAUUUUCAAGGUUGAAAUAUCACUGGGAAAUCACAAGAACGAUAAUUUCUUUAUGCGCCAAUGGAGAGAAAUGACGGAUUCAUACAGAUGGGUUCCAGAAUGGUGGAGAUCGGUGCAACGUUGGACGGAAUCGAAGAUGCGAGUCUUAAAUAGGCAGUGUGCGCGUCAGCUUCACAAUAUGACAGCCACGCAAGCAACUUUCCUUUUUUGCACUCUCUUGCAGGCCAUUCUUACAGAAGGUCAGAUGCCCGAGCAGCCUGAACCGGAGUUCUUGGCCCCCUUAGAGAACCAUACAGUAACACAAGGGCGCGACAUCUAUUUCACAUGCGUUGUUAAUCACCUGUCUUCUUACAAGGUAGCAUGGAUCAAGUCGGAUACCAAAGCGAUUCUGGCAAUUCAUACUCAUAUGGUAGCCCAAAAUCCUAGGCUUUCUGUGACACAUAAUGGACACAAUACGUGGAUGUUGCACGUUUCAAACGUUCAAAAGAACGAUUCCGGGACUUACAUGUGUCAAAUCAACACGGAUCCCAUGAGAAGUCAGAUGGGAAAUUUAGAAGUCGUUAUUCCUCCGGAUAUUCUCAAUGACAACGAAUCGACACAAGGUUCUGGAGUAGCGGUCGAAGGCGGUACCAUAACCCUCCGGUGUUACGCAACCGGAGUACCGGAACCCACUGUCGUGUGGAAACGAGAGGGUGGCGAAAAAAUCAUAUUACGUCACGACGGAAUACGCGAAAAACAAGCAAUGACGACUUAUCACGGCGAAACUCUGACGUUGACGAAUGUACAGCGUACUGAUAUGGGGCCUUACUUAUGCAUCGCCAGCAAUGGCGUGCCCCCUUCCGUCAGUAAACGAAUGAUUGUCAAAGUUCACUUUCAUCCGUUGAUUAGAGUAUCCAAUCAGCUGGUUGCUGCCCCCAUCGCACGUGACGUUCUUAUACAAUGCUACGUCGAAGCAUCUCCCAAAGCUAUGAACCACUGGAUGCGAAACACCGGAGAGAAACUCAUUCCCAGCGAAAAAUACAUCAUAGAAGAAGUACCGAUUAACGAAUACUCUCUGCUUAUGAAUUUGACAAUACGUAAUUUAGAAAAACGCGAUUUUGGGGGAUACACAUGUAGCUCCUCGAACGCGUUAGGCAAAGCCGAGGGUUCCGUGCGGCUUCAAGAACGACAAGUAAUAAUUAAAUCGACAAGUACGGCAAGUACGCCUCGUUAUAUCGAAACGAAACCUCGAAAACCACCCAAUAAAGACAAACCGAAGAAAUACAAACAACCGAAGAAAAAAGAAAGCGGUGACAGUAAAAGCGAAGAAGAUCACGAAAUGACCACGCUAUUGUUACCUGAAUUAAAAACUCAAUCACCUUCACAGAUAUCGGUACCAAGUGCUAGUCGUUCUCCACCUUGGAACCACUUUCAUCGGAACACGGCAGUUGGUUUGCCCUUCGAGACAUCUUGUUGUUAUACUUUUAUUGGAUUUGUUAUGUUUCAACUGUACACUGUAUAUAGGGAAAUUGUUUAAUUUUAAAUUUUAAUUAGGAACAUUAUUCGGAGGAAACAAAGGGAAUACCUAACACGUUAUGAUAUUGAUUCGAUAUUUGAGUUUAAGUACUCCCAAAUUAGUAAAGAUUUUAUCUGGCAAAUGUCUUCCUUGUACAUUUUAAACUCAUUCUGAGUUUCAUAUCACCAUGUCUUCCCAUUUGCAAUGUUAGGAAAAAUUGGUUACAUUCACAUAAUGUGGAAAUCCGGAAUUUGCAUUUAGCUUACGAUACUUCAAACAGAAUACGAACCAUAUCCAUUAGUAACCCAUUUUUGUUUCGUUGCAUUAUCAACAACACGGAAUUUCAAUGACAAUAUCCAACAUACUUAAUAUGAAGGACAAUAGCCUUUUUUAAUAUACACAUAUAUGAUAAUAUAAAGUACUUAUGAACUGAGUUUGUAUAUUUUUUUGAAAAUACAACGAUGGUUUUAAUGUUUAGUAAUAAUAUCCUUCAUGUCUUCCGAAUGAAAACUAUACAUAUUUGUGAUUUAUCAUUUUUUAUACACAUUUGGUGGUAUAUAAAGUCAUAUUUACAUAUUGUAUACAAAAUGUAUUAGGUUAUUAGGUAAUACAAUAACCAAUAUAAUUUUUUUCUGUUGUAAAAUGUGCAUUUUGUUAUUUACUUUCGUAGAAAAAAUAUAUUUUAUUUACUCUCGGCUGUUAUCAUUAGUUUAAGGCUUUUGUUAAGAAAAAUAAAUUACCAAAGAGUAAUUUUGUAAUUAAAUAAAAAGAACAAUCAUAAUAUUGUUUGUCUAGAGUAGAACAUAAAAAAUGAAUUGUUAUGAGACUUUGUUAUUAUGUAUUUAAUUGGUGUAAUGUAUAAAUAAAUACAUAUAUACCUUACCUCAUGCAAGUAAAACUUGUACAUUGAUGACAAUAAUAUAAUUCAAU